Daldinia vernicosa is the source of this 264-nucleotide messenger RNA. RefSeq lists its product as uncharacterized. The transcript has 2 exons. The coding region runs from base 1 to 264 and encodes 87 amino acids. Lineage: Eukaryota; Fungi; Ascomycota; Sordariomycetes; Xylariales; Hypoxylaceae. The record is from RefSeq and is a predicted model, not a curated record.
AUGUCUUCGCGCACCAGCCUAGGGGCUGGUUCUACCUCUUACCCCAGUGGUUCUUCUGAAACUACACCUGUUGUCUACGAGCAUGGCCGAUCUCCUAGGGCCGAUGACUACACUGUUGACAUCACACGCCGGUCUGGUGUCACUGUCUACAACCACCACGGCACUGGCUAUGAAGACAAUGCCCCAUCUCCUGGUUACGGGCAAUCCGGCCAAGGAGAGACCCGAAAGGCUUCGGGUAAAAAGUCCCACUCGGGAUCCCGCUGA